GACACUUGCCCAAGAUUCCACGCAGUGGGACUGAACCCGGAACCAUGUGGUUGGUGAGCAAGCUACUUACCACACAGCCACUCCUGCGCCCAUGUAGUUCAUUCUGUCCAAUGUGAUGUUUAUUCACGUUAUUUUCAAUUUGUCCUGCAUUAACUCACAGCUUUCAAGUGAUGACGAUGUGAUUGAGUAUUUUUAGAAUAACAUUGUAGGGUAGGUGUAAGAGGCCAACUCUGGUUAGUUUGAAAAUAAAAGAGGUAGCAUAUUUGGGCCAGUUGUGGCUGGUUUAAAUGCUAAACGGUUAACACUAGAACAGUGGUCCCCAAACCUUUCAGAGUCGUGACCCACUAUUUAUCACACCAGUUUAUGACGACCCACUUAACUCUACUGAGUAAAAACAUUAACGAAAUUAAGAAAUUUAUUUCAGAUUACGUCUUCAGUCCCUCAGUGUAGUAACUUGAUUACACACAAACGUAUUCAUACUAGAGAGAAGUCUUACCACUGUGAUGUCUGCAGCACAUCAUUCUCUGACCAAAGUGCCUUAAAGUCUUACAUACAAAGUGUUCAUACAGGGGAGAAGCCAUUUCACUGUAACGGUGAUAAUGAUGAUGAUUUGUGAGAAAUCUUUCUCUAAAAACAUUAGCUUGACUACACACAAACGUCUUCAUACAGGAGAGAAGCCUUAUCACUGUGAUGUCUGUGGUACAUCAUUCUCUGACCGAAGUGCUUUAAAUUCUCACAUACGUGUUUAUACAGGGGAAAGGCCAUUUCACUGUGAAUUCUGUGGCAAGUCAUUCUCCAUAAGUGCUACAUUGACUAGACAUACACGUAUUCAUACAGGAGAGAAGCCAUAUCAUUGUGAUAUCUGUGGUACAUCAUUCUCUCAGCAAAGUGCCUUAAAUUGUCACAUUUGUGGUAAAUCAUUCUCUCGAAGUAAUAUCUUGACUACACACAAAUAUAUUCAUACAGGAGAGAAGCCAUUUCACUGUGAUGUCUGUGGUACAUCAUUCUCUCAGCGGAGUUCUUUAGAUUCUCACAAGAGUUUUCUUACAGGAGAGAAGCCAUUUCACUGUGACAUCUCUAAUAAAUCAUUCCGGGGAAAAGACAGCUUGACCAAACACCAACGUAUUCAUAUAGGAGAUAAGCCAUAUGACUGUGACAUUUGUGGUAUAUCAUUCCCUCAGAAAGGUAGCUUGACUUCACAUAAGUGUGUUCAUACUGGAGAAAAGCCGUUUCACUGUAAUGUCUGCAGUACAUCAUUCUCUCAGCAAAAUGCCUUGGAGUCUCACAUACGUGUUCAUACAGGAGAGAAGCCAUUUCACUGUGACAUCUGUGGUAAAUAUUUCUCUCAAAGUAAUAACUUGACUAUACACCAACGUGUUCACACAGGAGAGAAGCCAUUUCACUGUGACACUUGUGGUAAAUCAUUCUCUCAAAAAGGUAGCUUCACUAGGCACAUACGUGUUCAUACAGCAGAGAAGCCCUAUCACUGUGAUAUCUGUGGUACAUCAUUCUCAGACCAAAGUGUUUUAAAAUGUCACAAACGUAUUCAUGCCGGCGAGAGGCCUUAUCACUGUGGUGUACUCGUAUACAUGUUCAUAUAGGAUAGAAACCGUAUCAUUUGUAGUAAGUCCUUCUCUCAAAGUAGUGCUUAACUUCUCACAAACAUUUUCAUUCAAGAGAGACACCAUAUUCCUGUAACAUCUCUUCUCUUUCAUCAGUGCUUUAACUCAUGAAGGUGUCCAUACAGGGGAGAAGCCAUGUGACUCUGAUAUCAUCAUCAUCGUUUAACGUCCGUUCUCCAUGCUAGCAUGGGUUGGACGGUUCGACCGGGAA
This is a messenger RNA of Octopus sinensis (East Asian common octopus), 1833 nucleotides long. Its product is annotated as zinc finger protein 239-like. The transcript has 3 exons. Lineage: Eukaryota; Metazoa; Mollusca; Cephalopoda; Octopoda; Octopodidae. The record is from RefSeq and is a predicted model, not a curated record. Bases 600 to 1601 code for a protein of 333 amino acids. Gene Ontology annotation, biological process: regulation of transcription by RNA polymerase II. Gene Ontology annotation, molecular function: RNA polymerase II cis-regulatory region sequence-specific DNA binding; DNA-binding transcription factor activity.